UGAAAUCAAAAUCCCACCGUUUCUCUCUCCCUAUCUCUCUGCCCUCAAUUCCAUUAAUUUUCAGUAUUAUUACAUAUUCAUGGAAGAUCAUAGCACAAACCCAUCAAUCAUGGAGCCAAGGCCCCAACACCCACUUCACCAAAUCGCAGAAACACCCACUCACAAGCUCCUUCUCAAGCAAUGGCUCAAAGAGGAAGAGCUAAUCCUCAAUAGAAUCUCUCUCAAGGAAACCCAAAUUGACUCGGUCCGCAAUGAAGUCACGCAACUUUACAUCUUUUUCUUCUUAUUCCACUCCCUCACUCUGCUCCUCCUCUUCAGUUCCUCCUCCAGGGACCCGAUUUCUUGCAGCAGAUCAUGGAUUCCAUCAUUGAUUCUGGUGCUCUGUUCUUUGGGAAUGAUAUGGGCUGUUCGGUACAAGUCAGAGACCGAAUCGCACUUGGAGAAGUUGUUGGAGAGGGAGAAGGAGGACGCGAAGCUGUUGGGGAAGUGUGUGGAGGAGUUGAAGAAGAAAGGAUUAGAAUUUGAUUUGCUGAAGGAGGUCGAUGCGCUUCGGAGGGCGAAGAGUCUGAGAGUAGAAGCGAAGGUUGUGGAGAAAUGGUCUAGUAGAGACUUUGUGACUCUCUUCUUCUUCUCUGUUUCAUGUCUUGUUCUUGGAUUGAUGAGGGUUGUUUUGUGUAAUUAGGACCUUUUUGGAAGGGUAAUUUGGGGAUUUGAAAUAGGUUCAAUUACUACAUUUGAUGUUCAUUUGCAGAAUAUUUUGUUCUGCUUGUAAAAUAAUUACCAGACUUUGUGAUUGUUCUUCUUCUCUGUU
Tripterygium wilfordii is the source of this 811-nucleotide messenger RNA. RefSeq lists its product as uncharacterized. Bases 80 to 682 code for a protein of 200 amino acids. NCBI's taxonomy places the organism in Eukaryota, Viridiplantae, Streptophyta, Magnoliopsida, Celastrales, Celastraceae. The record is from RefSeq and is a predicted model, not a curated record. The transcript has a single exon.